CUCCUUCUGUCAAAAUGGCUGCCGCUUGUGACAUUUCCGAUUCGCAAGAGUCACCAGGUAAUCAAAUUGUUGUGAGUGAGGUACCUCUAGGAGUGUGGACAGUACAGAAUGAUCAAGUCAUUCCCACUACCAGCUCUGGGGAGGAAACAUCUGAAGUUAAGUCGGUCCAUGUGGUGGUAUCUGUACAACCUGAGGAAAAGAAACCCUCCCACGCGGAGGGCUAUCAGGAGAGAAGGUCAGGGAGAAUCCCCUCCAGGAAAAGGAGUGUUCCAUUCAAAUUUAGGGAUUACAGAAAUCCAGACCUAGUGAAUGAGGAAAAUGAGGAAGAGGAAACUGAGGAGAAGUUUACACCCGAGGAGGAAUUCAGGAAUGUAUCCCUUGUCAAGCGCACAACCACUGCCUCCACAAGGAAAAGAGGACGGCCUAGAAAACUGCCUAUAUAUGACUCCCCAGUGACACAAGAAGUAAUCUCAUUAGAUGCUAAUGAAGCAAACAGCUUAGGGGCAGGGAAUGGGGAGGUCAGCAUUGUGAUCAUUCAGCAGGGGGCAGAGGGGGAAGAUAUUGUUCUGCAGACAGAUGGGGAAGAACUGACCUUCGCAGAUGGGGGAGAGGUAAUAAACAGUGCACAGGAGACAGAACAAAACACACACCUACCUCAGCAACUUAGUGUGACUGAAGAAGGAGGGAAAGCAGAGGAAGGCUUAGCUCAGUCUAGUCCAGAGAGUGAUACUGAGGGUCACAAAGAAGUGACAAGUAGUACUGAGCUCACAGAGAGGGUAGGGGGAGAGAGUGGUGAAGGAGAAAGCAUAUCUAAACAGGAAAACCAAGGGGAGGAAAGAAGCUCUGUGACUCAGGAGAGAGGAUUGGAAUCAGAGAGUGAACUCAAGUCAAAUCAAAAGCCACGAAUUGUCUACCUCAAUAAGAAACCACGGCGGAGUGGGAAGAAAAAUAACCUGGUGGUGGUAUACUCUUGUGGAGUAUGCAUGAAGAAGUUUUCUUCUAAAGGAAAUUUGAAAACUCACAUGAAGAUACAUUUAGGAGAAAAGCCUUUUCACUGUAAUGUAGAGAACUGCAGCAAGACAUUCAGGAGUAAUGAAGCACUUAGGAGACACAAGAUGUCACAUCUGGGUAUUAAACCAUUUGAAUGCAGUUUUUGUAAGAACAAGUUCUCCAGUAAUGUUAGCCUCCAGGAACACAUGUCACGUCACACCGACAGCAAACCUCACCAGUGUCACAUAUGUCUGCGGAACUUCCGACAGGUCAGCUGUCUACGACGGCAUCUUAUCACCCACUCCUCAGAGACGCCGUUUGCCUGUACGAUAUGUGGGCGGAAGUUCUCCCAGAAUAUGUACCUUAGGUCACACAUGAAAAUGCACACAGGAGAGAGACCAUUCAAAUGUAAGCAGUGUGAUAAAGCCUUUGCUCAUCAAUCUGAUCUCAACAGACACAAAAUUGUUCACUCAGGAGAAAAGCCGUAUGAAUGUGAGGUGUGUGGCACGAGAUUCAGUGACCCCUCUAGUAAGAGACGCCAUGAACGAGAACAUGUGGGAACCAAACCGUAUGUGUGUCAACUAUGUUACGAGUCUUUCAAACGGGCUGGACAAUUAAAGGCUCACCUAAGUAGAAAACACCUGCACCAGAAGGAUGAUGUCCAAGUGAUUCGAACCAGUACGGGUGCUUUACAGUUUGUAUUCCCUAAUGCUGACCAGUGUAUUACCCAGCAAGAAAUUGCAGCAUCCAUGUCCGGGGAUCAACAUACCAUGAUAAAACAGAAAAAGAUUGUUAAGUUAAUUCAGGACCUGAACUCUUCUAUACAGAAUGUCCCCAUCAACCCCCCUCCUCAUGAUUAUUCUGCCACAGAAUCGUCGUCUGUGCUCGACGGAGAGAGACAGGAGGAAAUGUCUGUAGACUCCGUAAUUACUGAGGCACUGGAAAAAAAUCAGGGACUGAUUUCACAGGGGAGGGAACAGAGAGUCCAAACUCUACCCGUGUCCACUUUUGAUAAUUCCCAGAUGACUGAACCAACAGUGGUGACCAUUGCAGAGGUUCUGGACAAUGGUCACAUCCAGACUAUUCAGUCCGAUGACUGUGUUCCUGUGGAGUACCUUCACAUUAUUGAGGAGCUGGCUCCAGAGUCUCUGGAGCAGCAGGUUGUGGAGGUCCACUAUCAGGAUUCAGAACAGAGAGGAGAGCCAGAGCAAUCCACGGAACAAGUGCUCCCUAAACAAAAUGAGGAGUCUGCAGCAGCGAUUGCCUCAGUCUCAGAUCAGGCAUCAGACACUACAUCCAUGGAUUAUGUCAAUCAUCCGGAUUUCAGCAGCCAGGCUUACUAUAACUGGCUCUGUAGUUUUACUGAGCUCUGUAAAGUCAUGCCAAUGCCUCUUGAUGUUUCACUGUUUCAGAAAAUCAGUCAGGUGCACAAACAUUUGUCAGAUGUCAUGGCAACACCUUCUGGGGUGGUAGCAGACAAGGAGAAUUUUAAAACUCUCAUGAACAUUUCAAAAGAAUUGAAUACAAUCAUUAAUGAACAUUUAUUUUAUGUCAUGCAAAAUUUAGAUGCCAUGGAUGAUAAAGAGUAAUCAUGGUUUAUUUGUUAUUACUGUUUUACAUUGUUGUUAUGUAACUUCCUUGUACUUAAGAUUAAGGCAUUCAGCAUAAUUAGGGUAUCAACAUUUUGUAUUUUUGCAUUGGUCAAGAUUUUUAUAUUUAGCUUUUGAGCUGACAUUUUAUAACAAUGGAUAUACAUGUAUGUUAAUUUUGUCACUGACAUUGCUUGUAUCUGUUAUUUAUUUUUAUACUCUGUGGCAAAAUGAAGAUCCUGAAGAAACUUGCUUAUGUUUCAUGUUUUUCUUGUUCAUUUACAUAUGUCAAGAGUGUGAUUCUAAGUUAUGCAAGGUGUCUUCAAAGCUCUUCUAUUCAGUAAUUUGACAAAAAUGAAAAAGAGAUUUAAAAAAAAGAAGAAAAUAAUAGAAGUUUCCCAUAGGAAUAUAAAAAUACCUGAUGCAAUGUACAUAUUACAAAAUUCACCAAUAUUACAUCAAUGCUUGUGGUAGAUGAAAGAAUACAAAGAACGGUAACUGUUUAUUGAUACAUGUAAUAGAUUUCCCUGUAUCAUAAGUAAAUAAAAACAUCUGGAGACACGCA
This is a messenger RNA of Saccostrea echinata, 3144 nucleotides long. RefSeq names its product zinc finger protein 892-like. The transcript is spliced from 9 exons. Bases 15 to 2579 code for a protein of 854 amino acids. Gene Ontology annotation, cellular component: nucleus. The record is from RefSeq and is a predicted model, not a curated record. NCBI's taxonomy places the organism in Eukaryota, Metazoa, Mollusca, Bivalvia, Ostreida, Ostreidae.